AUGAAGAAGAACAGACAAUUGAAGUCAACAUGGCUUGUAGAGCAGUUUUUGGAAGUAUUCAAAGCAAGACCACACUGGCCAGAUGUAGAGAUAAUGGAGUGUGUAAGGAGAGCAUACAAGGUUCUGGUGAAGAGAGAUUUGGUGUACAAGGUUAAGUAUGCCGCUCACUUGUUACUUCAUGGUUCAAUGAAAGACCAUUACAAGAAGGUCGAGAGAUAUGUGGAUGCUCUAAAAACACUAAGUCCUGGCAUAGAGGUGCAGUUAGUCACUGAUCCUAGCAAGAUACCUCCUGUUUUCCAGAGGUUAUUACCUUCUUUGAGGGGCUGCAACAAGGGUGGAGAGAAGGGUGUAGAAAGAGAUGGUAAUGACCAGAUGUUUCCCACAGCUUGGGUUGCUGUGGAGGGGGAAAACAAUGAUUCUUGGGAAUGGUUCUUCACUAUACUAGCUAAAGUUCUCGAGUUGGCUGACGGUGAAGGCAUUGCAAUUAUAUCUGAUGAACACAUAGGAACUUUGGAUGGUGUUGCCACUGCUCUACCUAAAGCAGAGCAUAGGCAUUGUGCUCGACACAUCUUUUCUCACUGGCCUAAGGGGUUUAGGGGUGUUGAAAUGAACUUAAUGUAUUGGAAAAUAGCAAAAGCGUAUAACAUGGCUGAUUAUGAGGAUGCUUGUGAGCAAUUGAAUGAGAUUAACCCUUAUGCUCUCAUUGCAUUCAAAUCUUACAACCCUAAGUUGUUUUGUAGAGAAUUCUUGUAUACUUCCGUUAAGUCUGAUGCCAUCACAAGCAACAUGGCAGAAACUUUUAAUGGAUACAUAAUAGAUGUUAAGACAAAGAACUUGCUUUACAUGUUAGACGAUAUUAGAAUGGCAUGGAUGCAAAGGAUGCUCAUUAAGAAACAAGAAAUGGAGAAGUCGACUUCAGUUAUUUGUCCUAGAAUUCAAGCUAAGUUGGAAGAAGAAAAGGUAAAAGCCGCAAACUGUGAUGUAGUGCCCUCGACUGACACACUUUUCAAUGUCAAGUACUACUUGGAUCAACUCACUGUGGAUUUAGAGAAGAGAACAUGUAGUUGUAGAAAAUGGGACAUGCUGGGAAUUCCUUGCUGCCAUGUCAUUCCCUACAUUUUCUUUCAACACAAAGAGGCUGAAGAUUUCGUAGACGAGUGUUACAUAAAAUCAACGUACUUGAAAGCAUAUUCAGGUUCCAUACCUCCAUUAGAUGGUGAAAGGCAUUGGCGUAGGGUUGCUAGUGACUUUGAUCCCCCUCCCAUCAAUAUUGGCCCGGGAAGACCUCGAAGAAAUAAAAUCAAGUGCCCUUUUAAAGACCCUAAGAAGCCGAAAAAAUUGUCAAGGCACGGGAUGGAAAUGACAUGCAGCUUAUGCCAAGUAAAGGGACAUAACAAGAGACGAUGUCCCAACAAGGACAACAUGAGGCCUUUUCUUGAGGAACCGGCAGCAAAGAGGCCAAGAGGAGGAUCAAGGAAAGAUGGUGGACCUACACAGUCUGCACCUCCACCACAACCAACACAAUUAGGAAGAGGGGGGAGAGUGAUUAGAGGUGGACAAGGUGCUAGAGGAAGCAGGGGAAGUAGGGGAGGUAGGGGAGGAAGAUGGGGGGGGGGGGGAGGGGGGGAACAGAAACAACUUCAAGGGGAGGGAGAGCUUCAAGAGGAAGAGGAAGGGGAAGAUAUGGACAAACCGGAGAAGGGUCGAGAGGUGGCAGAGGUGGCAGAGGUUCAAGGGUCAAACUUCAACUUGCAAGAGUUGACUUAUCUUACUGAUGUGAAAAUUGUUUCUGUUUGCAGUUGGACUGACCCUCCAGUGCAGUUGGUUGCAGUUAAACAGCCCCUAACCUCUGUUGACUUCUUUGCUAGCAGUUGA
This is a messenger RNA of Spinacia oleracea (spinach), 1875 nucleotides long. RefSeq lists its product as uncharacterized. The coding region runs from base 1 to 1875 and encodes 624 amino acids. The record is from RefSeq and is a predicted model, not a curated record. Gene Ontology annotation, molecular function: zinc ion binding. NCBI's taxonomy places the organism in Eukaryota, Viridiplantae, Streptophyta, Magnoliopsida, Caryophyllales, Amaranthaceae. The transcript is spliced from 6 exons.